Molecule: messenger RNA, 689 nt
Organism: Candidula unifasciata
Lineage: Eukaryota; Metazoa; Mollusca; Gastropoda; Stylommatophora; Geomitridae
Source: the annotation of a GenBank genome assembly
AUGGCGAGCGCGCCGGCAGGGGUUCGCAAUGACCAGACUUCUGGUCACAGUAAUAAGCCAGGAGGAGGAACUGGAAAUAAUCCAGGUGGUGCUGUCAAGUCACCUCCUCAACAACACAGAGGAGGGCCAGGAGGAGAGGACCCAGGGGGAGCUGGAGGAGGACCUCGACCGGUAGACCCUCAGAACACUGCAGGGGUGCCACCUGGAGCAGGUGGUCUAAAUAUUACCACAACAGAGUCUGGGAAAGCCUUCAGCACGGGGUGGAGCACAGCAUUAGCGGCGGCCCAUGGGACUGGGACCGUCAGGAAGCGCCCCAACGUCCGCAAGCAGGCCAAUCAGAACAUCCGGCCUGUACGGGCGUUGUUCUGUUUGACGCUGAAAAACCCCCUCCGCAAAUUCUGUAUACAGGUUGUGGAAUAUAAAUAUCCUUUUUUGAAUUUCUUUGCAUUUGAAAUACUAGUGCUGAUCACAAUUUUUGCCAAUUGUGUGGCACUUGCUAUAUAUACACCUUACCCACACUCGGAUUCCAACUACAUCAAUGCUGCAUUGGAUAGGAUUGAGUAUGUGUUUUUAGUGGUGUUCCUUUUGGAGGGUAUACUCAAAAUCAUUGCCUACGGCUUUGUGAUGCAUCAAGGAGCGUAUUUACGGAAUGGAUGGAAUGCAUUAGAUUUUACCAUUGUCGUCAUAGG